Lutzomyia longipalpis is the source of this 2762-nucleotide messenger RNA. RefSeq names its product U3 small nucleolar RNA-associated protein 25 homolog. Gene Ontology annotation, cellular component: nucleolus; small-subunit processome. The transcript is spliced from 2 exons. The record is from RefSeq and is a predicted model, not a curated record. The coding region runs from base 222 to 2624 and encodes 800 amino acids. Gene Ontology annotation, biological process: maturation of SSU-rRNA from tricistronic rRNA transcript (SSU-rRNA, 5.8S rRNA, LSU-rRNA). NCBI's taxonomy places the organism in Eukaryota, Metazoa, Arthropoda, Insecta, Diptera, Psychodidae. Gene Ontology annotation, molecular function: U3 snoRNA binding; rRNA binding.
UCUUUUUCCUUUUUUUUUUUGCGAAAAUCAAAGUUUAAAAAUAAUCAUUAUUUGAGCAAAUAUCGUAUCUGUUGCAAGAAGAGAUGCAACACUUGCUGUUUCAGCCAACGAAUCAACUGUCAAUGUUUGUUUUGUUUUCAUAAAAAACACGUGUUUUCUUCAAGAAAAAAAAAAGUAUUUUUUAAUUUGUUAAAUUGAGAGAAAAUAAAAUCAGUAGAACAAUGGUGAAGCACAAGAAUUCUAGACAGAAAGGAAAGGGAAAUGGAUACAGGAAAAAGAAUUACAAACAUUCCCGGAAAAACUCAUUCAAAGGGAAACCAAAAAAAGUUGAUGGUGAAGAUUACAAAUUCGUUCGGAAAAUGAAAACUAUCCAAAGGAACACAGAGAAUGAGGAAAUACAGAGGAAGCGACUGCAGAUUGAAGCUAGGAGCCUAAAGCGCAAGGAAAAAUUUACCUUGGGAUAUCAGGAGGAGGAAGAGGAGAGUGGCAACGAAGAGGAGAAUGAUUACUACGACAAAGUUCUUUCAAUGUUGAAUGUUUCGAGCAAAGUAAGUAAAGCAAUAGAGACUUCCUCUGAGGAGGAUGAUAGCAAUGAUGAGAAUGAAACACAGAGCGAUAAUCUAGACAAUGAUGAUGAAGCUAUCGAUGAAGACACAACUGAUGCUGAUGAAGAAAUUCCUCCCAAACGUAACAAACUCACCGAUAACAGUGAGGAAUUCGAAAGCGAAGCUGAUGAUGAGGAGGGAAACUUAUCAGACGCAGAUAAGGUGGAUUCUGAAAGUGAGGAAAAGACAGAGUCCCCUGAUGAUCCAUAUUUGACCCAUUUGGACUACGAUCUCAGUCCAGAAUUGUAUAACAAUGUGGCAAAGGAAUGCGAAUAUGAAGAAAUUUGUGAACAUAAAAUUAUUUCCUGGACAGUUCUUGGGAGACUUCUGGUAAACAUCCCCAGAAGCGAUAAAAGCCAAAAUUCUGAACCUGCUACAAAGAAAAAGUUUCUUUUGCUGGAAGACGAAGAGAAAUUCGCCACUGAAGGUAAAUUUCCAGAAAAGGUGUCACUAAGAGAUGCAAAUCUCAAUGAUCUAUACUUAAAAUCUCGACUACAGAAACACGCUGUUAUGUUGAAUAGAAAAAUUCUAGGAGAUAAAUUGGAAACGGAUUUAGCAUUGACAAAUCUUCAAGCAGAACUUUUCUCCAUUAUUAAUAACUAUCAAGAUCUCUAUAUGCCACAAAGAACCUUUGAAAAUUCCGAAGAGAUUCGCUUCACCUACUGCCUGCAUGCUAUGAAUCAUGUUCUAAAGAGCUACACUAAAGUCACCCAACACAACGCAAAGAUGAGCAAAGGUUCAGAGAGUUCCUCCAAGGCGAAGAAAAAUCAGGAAAUAUUCCGCGAUCAAGGUCUAGUCCGACCGAAAAUUCUCAUCAUUCUCCCAUUCAAAAGUGCCGCCUAUCACGUCAUCAAUAUGCUCAUUGAACUCCUCGUCCCAGAACUAGCUGGGAAGGUGAUUAAUCACAAACGCUAUGUUGAGGAAUUUACUGGGGGUGAAUUGGAGUUCCCACAGAAGAAUCCAAAACCAGAGGACUACGAGAAGAUCUUCUCUGGGAAUUCAGAUGAUAAUUUUCGUAUUGGGAUUUCCGUCACGAAAAAAUGCCUAAAACUCUACUCAGAAUUCUACUCUGCGGACUUUAUUGUGGCUUCUCCGCUGGGUUUGCGAAUGAUAAUUGGAGCAGCUGGAGAUGAGAAGCGUGACUACGAUUUCCUGGCAUCCAUUGAGAUGCUCAUCAUUGAUCAAAUGGAUGUUAUAUUGUCGCAAAAUUGGCUUCAUUUGCUUCACAUCUUUGAUCAUCUACAUCUCAACUUGCAAACACGUAAAAACACAGACUUUGCUCGAGUCCGAUCUUGGUGCGUCAACGGAUGGUCUCGCUUCUACAGACAAACACUCCUCUUCUCCAAUCACGAUCUACCAGAAUUUGUAUCUCUUCUCAGUAGACAAUGUCGCAACUACAGAGGCAGUGUUCGUGUAGCAAAUCCCAUCACAGUGGGAUCUGUUCAGAAUGUGAGUGUGCAAAUUCAUCAAGUUUUUCAUAGGAUCGAGGUAAAAUCCCUGGAGACAGCCAACGAUACGAGAUUUGAGUAUUUUGUGCGAACAAUUCUGCCACGAUUCAAAGCCCCCUUCAUGGCGCAUUGUCUGAUUUUUGUACCAAACUACUUUGAUUUCGUGAGAAUACGGAACUACUUCAAAAAGGAAUCCAUUAGCUUCGUGCAAGUCUGCGAAUACACAGAAGAUGCCAAGAUGGCAAGAGCUAGAGACAUGUUCUACCACAGUGGAGCGCAUUUUAUGCUCUACACCGAAAGGGCACACUUCUACCGGCGUACCCGGAUAAAGGGAAUCCGUCACAUUGUCAUGUACCAACCACCAUCGUGGCCACAUUUCUAUCCAGAACUACUCAAUCUCAUGCAGACGUCGUACCAGAACCCAAGAGACGGUCUCGAAGCGCACACGUCCAUCACGGUGCUAUACACAAAGUAUGAUGCUCUCCAGACAGCAGCUAUUUUGGGAACGGAACAAACUGCUGGCAUGCUGCGAUCCAGCAAAUUAACCCAUACCGUCGUGAAGGAAAAGUAGGCGUCGCGGCGCCUUUUGGCGGGAUUGGCCUGGCGCCAAAAUGCAACUCAUUGAAGUUUCAAAACUCACCGCUGGAAGUUAUGGCGCUGUUGAUCGAGGAGGAAGUGAGAAAAUAUAUGUUUUUCAUAUGCCAUCUCA